UUGUUUGUGUUUCUGGAUCAGGAGGUUCAGAAUCUAUUAGAUUAGUCGGAGCUGUGAAAUUGGUUUUGUAUUUGUAUGCUUUUUUGAAAGUUAAUUUCUCACUUUGUUGAGAGGGUCUAAUUCCAUGAAAGUGAAGCCAUGAUUCAUGGAGAGGAGAAUUCGUCCGACGGGUCUUGUAGAAUCCGACCUGUUUUAGGAGAUGUGACAAAUCAAUUUGGGAAAAGGGGGUUUUCCACGAUUACGGGUAAUUUAGGUCUCAAAUCUGGAGAUAAGUACUGUGGAAAUGUUGAAAAGAAAGAUGAGGGUUCACAGUUUGUAAAGAAACUAUCUCUAGGAGUGGAGUCUUUAGUGAAAGGCAAUUGCAUAAUCAAUUGUGUUGAUUAUGAUAAAGAAAGGGGCAAGCAGGGUAGUGUUAUGCCAGGACCUUGUAGUGAGAUUAAAACCUUAAGUGGAAAUGCUAUAUCUGGUAUUUCAAAAAUACACAGUGAAAUUAGGGAGCCCAGUUUGUCUGAUGUCAGUUUGAAACUUGGAAGAGGCAUUACUGUUAACCAGAGUACCAAAGAAGUUGGUGGUGUCGUGAGGGACAGUUGUGUCUCUGGAAUUUCGAUGCCUAAGAGCUCGUGUGAUGGUAGCAUCCCUGAUGCCGAUGGAAAAUGUGGCACUGAUGAAGGAAGACUCAGUAUUGACACCACACAGAGUGAUAGUCUUCAUGAACAAUUGACAACUCAAGUUUGUGGCAGUGCUGGCAAUGAUCUUGGUGUUGAUAAUUUGGCCUCGAGUCAAUCUGGUUCCAUUGGGUGCUCAAGAUUGCCGGAGUCACAAGAGUCGAAGAAUUUUGGCUUAGAGAGAUGCACCGGACUAAAGGGUGAUGCGUGCUCCAAUUUAAGUCCAGCUGAUUUGAUCAAAACAUGCGCUUGUUCCUUUUGCACAAAAGCUGCUUAUAUUUGGUCAGACCUCCAUUACCAGGAUAUUAAGGGUCGAAUAGCUGCAUUAAAGAAGAGUCAGAAAGAAGCAAGCAUUAUGGUUCAAAGAAGUUGCAGGAAACAG
Ilex paraguariensis (yerba mate) is the source of this 1047-nucleotide messenger RNA. The record is from the annotation of a GenBank genome assembly. Lineage: Eukaryota; Viridiplantae; Streptophyta; Magnoliopsida; Aquifoliales; Aquifoliaceae.